Puccinia graminis f. sp. tritici CRL 75-36-700-3 is the source of this 1103-nucleotide messenger RNA. RefSeq lists its product as uncharacterized. The transcript is spliced from 4 exons. The record is from RefSeq and is a predicted model, not a curated record. NCBI's taxonomy places the organism in Eukaryota, Fungi, Basidiomycota, Pucciniomycetes, Pucciniales, Pucciniaceae. Gene Ontology annotation, cellular component: nucleoplasm; cytoplasm. Bases 1 to 1074 code for a protein of 357 amino acids.
AUGAGGCACAUGAUCAUUCCGCUGAUCAAAGUCCUUCAACAGAACCAGCAAGACCAUCAGCAGGUGAACGAGCCCCAACCCAGGAUGGCUUCACCUUCGCCACCACCGCUAACCCACCCCAACAACCUCUCAAUGGACUCUUAUCAUAGCGCAGCCCCCGAAAACGAGCGUCGAACGGCAGAGAGCAAUCAUGCUGGAGACAGCCCAGCAGCCGAAAGAGCUACUUUAAAUAGCCAGCCCCCAUCACCAUCAUCCUCAUCCUCACCACCUUCAUCUGGAUCACCAGAAACUCGAGCGGGCAAUGCUGACGAAGAUCGACCUGGGGACGCUGGACAUCGAACUCAUCCCCGUCCCACUCCGAGGUCACCUCGGGUGAACCUUGAGGAAUCCCACCCCUUACGCCAAUUCAUCAACAUUCUCAACUCGCUCAACCAGACCGAUAGCUCGAUGGGUCGGAACGGCGGCAUGAAUGGGUUUGUCUUCAACGGGCCCACCGGAGGCUUCGGCUUUACUACCCAGCUCGACAUCGAUCAUAAUGGCCCCUUCGGCCAGAACUUGGGCGAUUAUGUGGCCAGUGACUCGGCCAUGCAGGAUAUCUUGAAUCAGUUGAUCAAUAUGACGGGCGCUAAUGGCGGCCAUAAUCCUAUCCCCGCUUCUGACUCUACUAUCAAAUCAUUGAGGAAAUUUAAAUUUGAUGCUUCUUGUGUUGGCCAGGAGGAUUCUAUCGAAUGUGCAAUCUGCAAAGAUACCUUUACGGUCGGUGAUUCAUGUAUGGAAUUGCCCUGUAAACAUUUCUUCCACGAUGAAGACUGCAUCGUCUUAUGGUUGAAGCAGAAUGGCUCUUGCCCGGUAUGUCGAUAUUCACUUGUCAAUACCAACGAUAGCAGCGAGGAUAAUGCGGAAGAGGGAGGUGGAGCAGAAGGGGAAAGAGGUGGUGGAGGAGGGGAUCGGAACGCUCCACAAUCUUCGACGGCAGCCGACGACUCUCAGUAUCGCCCUGAUCCUGCUGAUUGGCUCGACCCCGACCGUUGGUAUGACGAGGAACAUUACGAACCUCCGUUCGAUUACGAUUGAUCCCCCUCCUCUUCCCCGGUUCUCUCACU